This is a messenger RNA of Cherax quadricarinatus, 1897 nucleotides long. It is a transcript of the gene jus, whose product is annotated as julius seizure. NCBI's taxonomy places the organism in Eukaryota, Metazoa, Arthropoda, Malacostraca, Decapoda, Parastacidae. The record is from RefSeq and is a predicted model, not a curated record.
ACCAGAAGAGGAAAUGAGAGAAAGAGGGAAAGAGAGAGAGAGAGAGAGAGAGAGAGAGAGAGAGAGAGAGAGAGAGAGAGAGAGAGAGAGAGAGAGAGAGAGAGAGAGAGAGAGAGAGAGAGAGAGAGAGAGAGAGAGAGAGAGAGAGAGAGAGAGAGAGAGAGAGAGAGAGCAAGCGUCUGCUCUCAGUGCACACGUGGGUCUGCUGCUAGUUUGUUUCCCCUCCUCUGCUCAGUACAGCGUCAGCAGCGGUGUCGACGCCUCCCGCUUUCCGCUCCCCGUCCAUGAAUGUACAUCCCCUCCCCGCGUGCCGCUCUCCUCUCUCGUCCAGUGAGGGAAUACUGUGCUUCUAUUGUGCUAUCGUGCGGCAGGAUAUCGCUCCGCGGCCUCCCGUAGCAGUGCUGAACGUAUUAUGAACACCCUCAGUUGCUCCUGCCUCCAGCGUAGGGUCUUGCAAGCGUGACCCUCCUGGUUCAUCGUCUCCUAGUAGCUAAGUAGCCAUCAUGUACGUGGUCACACCCUGCAUUAGUGGUCACAUUCUACUCCUCCUGCUGGUCUUAGUGGCCGGAAUGAUGACCAAGGAAGCCGCUGGCUAUCAUUCUGGUCACAUGAGAGGUCACCACUCGGGUCAUCACGAGCAACGGGCAGCUCGCAACAGGAGGGAACAAGGCGAACCCACACCUGUUGUAGCUUCCGGUGACGGGCUGCCAGGGUCGGAGACGCAGGAGGGGUUUGUGGUCCCAUGUACCAAGGCCGGCACGGACGAGUGCUCAUCACUGAUCAACAGCGAAUGCAAUGUGGAACAGCAGCUGUGUGUGUGCCCCGUUCCGUUUCCCAUACUGGACGUCGACCAUUCAUACUGCGUCAAGGAAGCCAAGCUAAACACAACAUGCCAGUUCACAAGUCAGUGUGAGGAAGCGGAUGAGUACAGCCUAUGUAGCCCGACCUUCAUCUGUGUGUGUCAAGAUGGCUACCGUAUGGAAGAAUAUCCUAACAUCGGCUUCAACUGUGUCUCCAAGACAGGGACUCAGGCUACCAAGAUAGAUCCGGCGAUGAUCGGUGUGCUAGCAGGUCUGGCCCUAAUGUUUAUCAUCAUUUGCGUCGUCCUACGCCUCUUCUCCAAGGCCCGCUUCCGCGAGACCCGAUCCAUCUUCAACACCCCCAACCCCCGCCUGAUGAACGCCUCGUUGUUCAAAGACAGUAAGUUGCUGAGUCCUGCCCGGGGAGACCGUCGGGGGUCAAGGGCCAGCGUGCGUGUCCCGUCAAGGGCCCCCUCCGUCACCUCCGUCAACGCUGCUUCCCGGUCUCCCAAUGGCUCUCUGGCCAAAGUCGAUGUUACAGGAGGAAGACGUGGCAGUGCGAUGUCUGCUGUGAGUGGAACCGGUUCUGCAGCAGCCGUGCCAGGAGCCCAGACCGCUCCCAAGACCCCAAGCCCCAUCAAGGACCCAAAGACCAAGACAGAGACCACUGUGGCUAUCGAGACCGUCGACUAGAUGGCAUUAGUAGGUGUCUAGCCUGGGAGACGCUCCGAGACAGCUUCAAACAUCAACCGCACGGCCAUCUUCCUGGGCGGUAUCGUCUUUUGAAGAGUCUAUCAAAGGCUCACUCCAGGCCCUCGUCUCCUAGGGCUUGACCUGCAACAGCACUAAAGGGAUACAACGAUGGUGUCAUCAUCGAGGGAGGUGCGAUCAGGGACCUUCCCUCCUCUUACAUUCCCUGUCAAACUUAGAUUUAAUUAUUUCCAUAAAAAAUUGGAUUAAGCUCAAAUGUAUUAUCUCGUGUGUGAGGGACCACAAAAUUAUCUGUAUUCUUCUGUCUUUUUCGUUAUUCCCUUAUAAUUAACUGCCACCAAUAGAUUCUCUAGAUAUUCAUUGCAGAUAAAAAUGUUCAUAUACUA